This is a messenger RNA of Puccinia triticina, 1212 nucleotides long. RefSeq lists its product as uncharacterized. The coding region runs from base 1 to 1212 and encodes 403 amino acids. NCBI's taxonomy places the organism in Eukaryota, Fungi, Basidiomycota, Pucciniomycetes, Pucciniales, Pucciniaceae. The record is from RefSeq and is a predicted model, not a curated record. The transcript has 5 exons. Gene Ontology annotation, cellular component: tRNA-intron endonuclease complex. Gene Ontology annotation, molecular function: tRNA-intron lyase activity; nucleic acid binding. Gene Ontology annotation, biological process: tRNA splicing, via endonucleolytic cleavage and ligation; tRNA-type intron splice site recognition and cleavage.
AUGGCAACCCUGACGACAAGCACGACGAAGCCGGAGACAAAGCCGGAGACAAAGCCGGAAGCAAAGCCGACGCCGACCAAGCAAGAGCCGGCGCAUUCGAGUGCCAAGCGCGUGCGGGGACCGACGAACAUCUACUCCAAGCUACUCCCGAUCACUCUUGCCGGAAACAAGCCAGACUCGUCAACCUUCUUCGCCAAGCUACUGCCUCUCCUCCGGCCCCUCCAUGCCUCAAGAUCCCCUGGAUCCUCCUCGCUCACUAUCACCGGCAGAUAUGACAAAAUCACUAACAGUAUCUGGAUCACUGCUGGCAGAACCAUACUGUGGCAGCAAGGCUUCUUCGGCAAGGGGAGUCUUAGUAGGAGUGAGCCCACCUGGCUUCAACGAGCUAAGAACCGAAAGUUACUCGAAGUUCUAGAGGACGAUAGAUAUCUCAAGCUGACAGCCGAGGAAAUGACCGCGAAACGGCGGGUGGAGCGGAAGGAAAGCAAGAUCCAAAAGUCGAAGCUCAAGCAGCUCGGGGUGACCAGCGAACCGGCUGUAGCGUCGUCGACGGUGACAGAAGAAAUUCCGCGAGAGACCGUCAAGCUACCUCCGAAGCAGAAGCUGGCUCAAAUGAUACCCCCGGAACUGGCGCUGGAGGUUGAGAAGAUCGAGGAUCUGGAGCACCUACAAUUGAUGAAUGAGGAGGCAUUCUUUUUGACGUUCGGGUUGGGAUGUCUGGACGACUCUGUUAGGUCUUCGGCCGCCCCAUUGACGAUUAUGGAGAUGUGGGAGCUGUUUUGUCAGGCGUCACUCCGAGGAAAGCCCGACCAGACCAUCCGUCCGGAUAACCCAUUCAUCCUCUCUUACGUGGUCUACCAUCACUUCCGUUCGCUCGGUUGGGUCGUCCGAUCAGGCAUCAAGUUUUGUGCUGAUUGGGUCCUCUACGGAUCCAGAGGGCCCGUUGGUGGCCAUGCUGAGUUCGCUGUCUGUAUGAUUCCAGUGUAUGCAGAUGGUAGGCCAGUCGAGAUGAUGGAAGACCGGACAUCAUGGAGAUGGCUGGGAACAGUGAACCGGGUGUGUGCAGGUGUGAAAAAGACCUUGAUCUUGGUUCAUGUUAUCGUGCCUAACGAAAUCGAAAGCGACGACUUGAAUUCUCCGCAGAUCUUAACCAAAUAUAUUAUCAAGGAAAUUGCUCUCAAACGCUUCAUUCCUGCCCGCAUGAGAGACUGA